Molecule: messenger RNA, 3999 nt
Organism: Schistosoma guineensis
Lineage: Eukaryota; Metazoa; Platyhelminthes; Trematoda; Strigeidida; Schistosomatidae
Source: the annotation of a GenBank genome assembly
AGAAACCCGCGGACUUUGCGUUUCUGAUGCUACUUGUAGAUUUUUUCAGUGUUAUCUCAGGAAGUGUGUUUCUUCUUGGAGUAGUUUCGACAGAAUCAAGGACCUAUGUAGUGACCAAUGUUUAGUCUUAUAAGAUAUCUUAUGACAAGUGGUAGCUUGAAUUGAGUUGCCAAAAUUUUACGUUUCAGAGAGGGGUCUGGUCGUACUUAUUCGAAUGUAUGAAAUACGAAAACUAUAAGGACUGACUAGCCGCUAUUAGUUUAGUAGAUGUUAUUUCAAAAAAUGGAUUAAUAGAAUAUGUAUCAUAGUCAGUAAUCUUUCUAGUUGGUGGUGCUAUUUAUGCAUCUCGGUCUUCACCAUAAUACGCGACACUGUAUUAACUCGAACUGUCAGACUACAUUAGUGGGACGAGAUGAAACUAACCACAUGGAUAGGAUACCAUUUAAUUAUUGAUGAUAAUAAAACGGAAUUAGUGUUGAUAAUACGGUCCAUAAAGGAAUGUAAAUGUAUAUGUACACAACUCAUGUCCAUGUCGUCCUGUAUGGAAACUUUAACGAUUCAUUAGCUUGUACUAUCACCAUAUAAUGGCAUUUUAACAUUUGCCAGAGACUAAGUCUCAUGGUAAAAAGUGCUGAAGACAGUUCAGAAGUCAAUUGACUGUGGUCAGAACCACAUCUUUGUUGAGGUUGCUGAAAAAUGUUACCCGUUUUAACAUAAUUCAUAAAGUACAGGUUCAUAUACUCGACUUUGAAUUACACCUUUAUCUGAAAGCUAGGGACACUACCAAGUUCGUUGGUGACCACCUGAAUCUGUCGUCGGAUUUUCAAGAGUUGAACAACCAGCACCUCUCAUCUCUGUCUAUAUUGCUGUACCAUACUGGUUAGCUUGUAUGAGUAUGUAAAAAGAAGCCUGAUAUCUGAAGACAUGAAGUCAGUCCAAGAAGUUCUUAACGUAUCUGGACCUUGUUGGGAGAUGUAUGUUUCCAGACAGAGGCUUUCAGAAAGACGGGUUAAGAGAUGUAUUAGUCCAGCGGGUAGGCAUCCUUCGGUGAAUCCCCCCUUUGAAAUAUAUCUCAAGAAUUAGCUGUAACUACUUUUUGAAACAAACUCCCACUCGCUGAUAGCUCGAUUUAAAUUCAAUAGCUGAAAAUUUGGUUCUGGACUUUUGAUUGCUAUUCUAAUGAAUUUCCUGGACGAGACUAUAAUUUAUGGACGAACCAGACAUAAGAUGCGUAAUCUACCCUUUGAUGGAGUUGUAGAUAGUUUCUCGGAUGCUGUUAGCCUAUUUGGGCCCGAAGUUUUCCACAGAGAUGGUUACUUAGUAAUCGCCAGCCCAAUUAACGGAUGUUCGUUAAUUCAGCCUCCACCCAUUAAUAUUAGCUCAGGAGACUUUAACAAGAAUUCAUCUGUAUCUUUUGUCUCUUAUUUUGCUUUGAUUCAACGCGGUGGAUGUGAUUUUGAUCUAAAGGUGUUGAAUGCUCAACAGAAAGGCUAUACUGGAGUUAUAGUUUUCAACACAAUAAACGACAAGAUAUUUCCUAUGAAUGGCGGGGAACGUGCUAGUCAAAUCUUAAUUCCAUCUGUUAUGGUAGAUAAACGUGCUGGGUUAAAAUUAAUGAAUUAUUCUGUCAAUAGUUCUAUUAAUGGCUCAAGAGAAUUUAUGAUAAGUAUCGUAAGCUUUUAUGGUUUACCAUUGAAAUAUGUACUUCUUGCACUUUUGAUUGUUGUUGGCAUUUCAUUGCUGAUCCUUGUAAUUGCAUUUACUAUUCAUUUAUGCCGUUUUUGGCGUCGAAUACGUCGUGGUCGUCUAUCACGACGACAUUUACGUCAAUUAGUUUUAAAACGUUUUAAAAAAGGUCUGGAUCCAUAUGAUGUAUGUUGUAUAUGUCUAGAGGACUAUGUGGAUCGAGAUAAACUACGCCUAUUACCAUGUCAACACGCUUUUCAUAUGAAAUGUAUUGAUCCCUGGUUACUAUGUAAUCGUCGACGUUGUCCAAUAUGUAAUCAAAUAGUUGAAUUACCCGGCGCACCUUCAACAUCCGAUGAAACUGAAACAGUAGAACCUAAUAAUAAUAAUGGUUUUUUACUAUACAUACCAAGAAGACUAUUGAAUCUCAUUAGACGUCAUUCUCAUGAAUCAAUGAAUACUAGACGCCGUUCGGUAGAAUCCGAUCAAUCUAAUGAACAUUAUCAAAUUGAUGAAGAGCAUACUCCGUUACUACAAAAUGAUGCAAUUCAAAAUCAUCAUGUUUGUAGUGAUAAUGUCAUACAUAAUUCUUCCCUAAUAUCAAGACGUCCUGAAAUUCAUUCUUCAUCACAAGUUGAUGAAGAUGAUGAAAUGUUACGUUCCGAUUUGGUUGAUCUAAAACAAUCAUCUGGUCGAUCAAGUUCAAGUCCACCGGCUAUUGAAUCUUUGAAUAAUUGUAAUGAUUUAAAUAAUGAUCCUUUCAAUAUAUUCCCAUCAACAUCAUCAUCAAAUUUAAUUCAACAAAAGUUAUCUCCAAAUUCAUUAGCAUCAUCUUCUAUUGAAUCAAAAAGAAAUACGCUUGAAUUACCUCAAAUGACCAUCACAGUUACAUCAAAUAUAUUAUCAACUACAUCAGAGAUGAAAACUGAAGAUACAGGAGAUGAUGUAUUAAUCACUGAUGUUAAAAUGUAAGAACCGUAUAAAAAAUGAUUCAUAUUUAUUUGGAUAAAUAGUAUUCUACAAAAUUUAAUAAUGAUAAGAUUAUAAUUACCACUUUGUUAUUGUAUCCAAGUGAAUACUCAUACAGUAUAUAUAAACAGCAAUAAUCUUUGUUAUUUCACAUGGUUUCUUGAUUCCCAGUUAUUUUCAUUGAAAUAAGUGUGCAUAUUAUUAAACUAUUACUUCAUCGUUAUCAUAGUAAGAGUAAUUGUUUGUGUUCUAACUAAAGAUAUACUUAUUAUUACUAUUGUUACACUAGUUCAAAUAGAUUCCAAACAAAAAACAUUGUGUUCACGUUCACAUCAAUUAAUUAAACGUAACUACUAUAGUUCUUCCAACCAAUUUGUAUGUAUGUAUGUAAACGUUAUACAAAAUAAACUUCAUAUAGAAGAAAAUCUUAUUUUAUUAAGCUUCACUGUAAUAUUAAUAAUAAUAAUCAUAACUACUCCCGUCAGAUUCUUUUUGCUCUGAUGUUCUCUUUUUGUUAAUUCUUGUUCCUUUUUUUAAAUCAAUUACAUUCAGCGUUUCUCUCAUUGUUAUUUUCUUGCAAAAACGCAGAUAUAUUUUUGGGCUGUGUUGUAUUUUUUAAUUAAUAAUUAUUAUCAUUGAAUUAAAAAGAAAAUUUUUGCACAUUUUCCAUGUAUAUGAUUUAGUUCACUGUCACAAAUAGGUGCAGUAGAGAGAGAGAAAGCAAAGUAAAGAUUGAGGAGUGUAAUACAUAGAGAAACAGGAGAAUAUUCAUUGGAACACAAUUUAUUAUCAUAAUUUCAUUUUGUAAAAGAAAACAAUACGAAUCAGACUGAUCACUUCGUCUCACAAUCAGACAUUUAUUCUCUCUUCAGUUCGUUUUCUUUUUUUUUAAUCACCACUUCUUUCUGUUUCUUUUUUUGUAUACCUAUAUAUGCGAAAUAAAUUUCUGUGUAAUCCUUACGUAGUUUUGUUUUUAUUUAUUUAUAGUUAUUUAUACUUUUUAAACAAUUUUAGUUAUCAGAAGGGGUUUUAUGGAGAUUGUAGUGAUUUCAAUAGUUAAGAUCAUGAGUUAAUUGAAGCUAGAUCACCAUGGAAAACCUGGAAGCAAUGGACGGCCGUUUCGUUCUAUUAUGGGACUCCUCAUCAGUGCGCAUCUCUGAAAAAUUCCCAUCAUGUUAAAACAUAUAUAUGUGAACGAAGAAUAUUCUUUUCAGUAAAUCUUCUUCAGGUUCUACAAUUAUAUAUUCAAAUUACUAAUUUGAAAAGUGGCCAGGUUUGAGGCUAAAUACAUCGUUUAAAACUGUAGGAUGUGAAUUUAGGAUUGUUUGUAGUAUAAAAUAAAAG